Messenger RNA from Zonotrichia leucophrys gambelii, 1561 nucleotides. Its product is annotated as C-type lectin domain family 2 member B-like. The transcript is spliced from 4 exons. Lineage: Eukaryota; Metazoa; Chordata; Aves; Passeriformes; Passerellidae. Bases 358 to 873 code for a protein of 171 amino acids. The record is from RefSeq and is a predicted model, not a curated record.
UCUAGACAGGGGCCCGUGUCCCCUCCCAAGGCCAGGGCUGGCAGGUGUGUGGCUGUUUCCCGAUGUCUGGAAGAGGCCUCGUGCUCUGCUGGGCCCCAUCCGUGGCUGGAAGCAAGAGCCCCAGCUGCCCCCAAGGCUGUGCAGUUCUCCUGCUGCAGCCUGUGCCCACAGCUGUGUCCCUGCCUGUGGCCACAGCUGUGUCCCUGCCUGUGGCCAGGCUCUUGGCUCUCUGGCUGCCAGCUGAGGGAGGCCCACACUGCCUCAGGGCUCCCUGCUCUGCUCCCUGGCCAUGGGCUGAGCAGAUUGCAGGGCUGGCUCUGCUUCUGGCAGCCAGCAGCUCUUUCCUGCUCCAGGUGAAUGGUUCAGGUCCCAUCCCGUGGGCACGGCGGUGCUGAUUCUGCUGCUCCUGGUGCUGGUGCUGGCUUUGGGGGCGGCCUUGGCUGUGCAGUCAGAGCUUCUCCUCUUCCCCCUGCAGCACCACAGGUUCCAGUCACACCUGCGACUCUGCUGUUGGUUCUGGGCUGUCCCCAUGAAUGGGUGGGCUACAAUGGGGUCUGCUACUACUUCUCACGGGAUUACAGCACGUGGGAGCAGGGUCAGGAACGGUGCUCCGAGCUCAAUGCCUCCCUGGCCAUUGCCAAGGAUGAGGAGGCCAUGGAUUUGCUCUGCCGCCUCUGUGGGAACGUCGAUUACUGGCUCGGGCUGCGCAGACGGGGCGAGCGCCUGCAGUGGCGGGACGGCAGCAGCUACAGCUCCCGGGUUCCUGUUUUUGGCAAUUCCGAGUGUGUGUACCUGGCUGAUGAGAGAUUGAGGAGUGACAACUGCUCCAACGAGCGGCCCUAUCUCUGCAGCAAGGCCCAAGCUCCCCUGUAACAGGGGCUGCACAAAGGACCUUCUCCACACUGGGCAGUGCCAGCUUCACCUCUGAGCCCAGCACAGCGCUGUCCUUCCUCAGCUGCGCCCUGUGCCUUGCACUUCCUCUCAGGGUCACCUCAGUGCCUCUCCAUCCCCAGUGCCAGCGCUGGGCUGGGGCUGCAAAGGAAAAGUCUCUGCAAUCCAUCCUGCCAUCGAUGCUGGCUGGAGUGAGUGCAUUGCCCUCAUGAUACAACAAGCUCCAAUGGGAAAUCCGAAUUGCCUGGGCCUCUUGGAAAUCAUGACAAAGUGGCCAGAAUGAGACACUUUUGGACUGUCUUUGGAAGAGGAAGAACCGCUGACACGUGCUGAGCAGGAAUCCCACUAUUGGCAUCAGGCACCUGUCUGUGAAGAAGGAUCUGCUGUCUGUCUGUCUGUCUGCCUGCCUGAGAAGGAUCUGACUGUCCUCCUGUGGGAGGAAUCCCAGGCUGGAGCAGGACAAGGGAUUUGUCUCUCCAAGGGAGAAGCAGUGACAUGACGUGACUGUAAUACCCAUCCCUCUGUGCCGCUGUGUGGGGAGGAGGAGGAGAGGGAACUGGGGAGAAAGUGAAGCCAGGAAGGAGAGAACAGUGUCAGGAAGGUGCAUUUUUAGGAUUUGGUGUACAUCUCAUUCUCUUGCUCUGAUUUGUAUGAUAAUAAAUUCAAUUAA